AUGUGUUUAUCGUACACCUAUCACAGAGAGAACCCAGUGGCCACCGCAAAGGCCAAUGUGAUGCUCUAUGAUUCAGACUCCAGCACAUGGAUACCCAGCGGUUCUGGUCAUGGAGUUUCCAAGGUCCAGCUGUACCACAAUCCGACUGCAAAUACCUAUCGCAUCGUUGGCUGGCGUCUACAGGACCGUGAGGUGGUAAUCAAUUGUGCUAUUGUCCGUGGUUUGAAGUACCAUCAAGCCCGACCCACUUUUCAUCAAUGGCGUGACAGCAAACAACGGGUCUAUGGUCUCAAUUUCACCUUGCCCGAGGAGGCAGAGGCAUUCGCUGUCGCAGUCAAGUCUGCCCUUGAUGAUCUGGCAGCUUUGCAUCGACAGCAAGCCACGCAACAGCAACAACAACAGACACAAUCACAACCACAACCGAUACAUCAGCAGCAAUCUCAAAUAUCCGCCCCGGCUGCAUCAAUGAGCUCCCACCCAUCACAGACCAGUAUCACAAUCGGCAGUCGACCACCAGCAACCGGUCAGGACGGACCUGGUUCACGUUCGAACGAUCCCGUUCCACACGAUCCCUCCGUUCACGGUCGACUCAUCACCGGAAAUUACGUGGACAUGAGUCAACACCAUUUUCCCAACCCACAUGCGACAGCCUCGGCUACUGCUACACAGGCCCAGACCCAGAGCAAUGCUGCCACCUCGGCGGAAUAUGUGUAUACCACCUCGUCCUACGCGGAUCCGAGUCGAUACAGUGGUGAUGUUGUGUUGCCUUCGGUGCCGGUAACCGAGAAGUGGUGGGUCGAAAAGUGUAAAGAGAUGGAGAAAGCUGCGGCUAUUGGUAAGAGUCGUAACCCGUUCCAUCUAAUUAGGAAUACGGUCCCUAGGAAAAUAGGCGUAAGUGAAGUAAUUAGGGAAUUCGAUGCCACACCGAUUCACCAUCAGCAACGCCGUCUUGAUCGAUAG
Messenger RNA from Echinostoma caproni, 960 nucleotides. The record is from the annotation of a GenBank genome assembly. NCBI's taxonomy places the organism in Eukaryota, Metazoa, Platyhelminthes, Trematoda, Plagiorchiida, Echinostomatidae.